This is a messenger RNA of Saccostrea cuccullata (small rock oyster), 1992 nucleotides long. Its product is annotated as ATP synthase subunit C lysine N-methyltransferase-like. Lineage: Eukaryota; Metazoa; Mollusca; Bivalvia; Ostreida; Ostreidae. The transcript has 6 exons. Gene Ontology annotation, molecular function: protein-lysine N-methyltransferase activity. Gene Ontology annotation, biological process: peptidyl-lysine trimethylation; positive regulation of proton-transporting ATP synthase activity, rotational mechanism; regulation of mitochondrial ATP synthesis coupled proton transport. The record is from RefSeq and is a predicted model, not a curated record. Bases 490 to 1089 code for a protein of 199 amino acids. Gene Ontology annotation, cellular component: mitochondrion.
AUUCCAGGAACAAACUAAUUACAUAACUUCCGUUUGUUUCAUAUUUUCAGUUUUACAUGCUAAGGUAACCAAAGGCGGUUUAGAAAUUCAUAUAUUGAUAACGAUCUCGUCGAUGCGUGAACAGUGUCUUUUUAUGUAGAUCGAAUGAGCCAAUGUACGAGUUAACAAGAAUUUCCAUCAUGCCGUUCCUUCCAAAAUAAAUGAUGAUGGGCAUUUUUUCAUUUAAAUGCAGUGACAGGUGAUAUAUCGAGAGUAAUCAAGUUAAACAGAAUAAGUAAAAUCGGCGUUGAGCUGUCAAAAACAAUAUUCCAGCGACUUGGCAUUUGUCGUCAAUGCAAACAAGAAACUCCAUCAAGAGGAAAUUCGGUUCAAAAUGUAAAUUGUGUUUCGAGAACAUUUCUGAAAGUCAAAAAGCUUUUCAUCAUUUGAAUAUUAAUUGUUUGUAAUCAAAUUAUAUAUACACAUGCCCAGUGUAUUCUCCUGUGAGCCAUGGAAUCAAUCUUCAGUGAGAGCAGCUCAUCCACUGAAAAACCAAAACAGAAGUCAUACUCAGGUUACAUUAUAACUGGUACCCUAGCUGGUAUAGUGUUUGGCAUUCACCUGAUAGCAGGGCCAUUUAUUACCCCAGCACUGAGGAGGGUGUGCCUGCCCUUUGUCCCCGCCUCGGAGGAACAGGUGGAGAAUGUGUUCCGAAUGUUAAAAGGCAGGAAAGGAAAGUUCAUAGACCUGGGCAGUGGGGAUGGAAGGCUUGUCAGAGAAGCGGCAAAGAGGGGCUUCACAGCUGAUGGUGUGGAGAUGAAUAUUUGGUUGGUACUGUAUUCCAAAUUCAAAGCUGCAAGGGAAGGUCUCACAUCAAAGACUAAAUUCAUCAGAACAGAUCUCUGGAAGCAUAAUCUUCAGCAAUAUGACAAUAUUGUCAUUUUUGGAGUCCAGAGUAUGAUGAAGGAACUUGAGAAGAAAAUUAUCGCAGAAAGUAAAGGUGAUGUGAGAGUUGUCGCCUGUAGAUUUCCUCUACCGAAUAUUGAACCCGAGGCUGAAAUAGGCACUGGCGUGGACACAGUCUGGCUUUAUAAAAUACCCAAAACAUGAUUCUUGUCCGUAUUAAAAAAAUCUGUUUUACAGCCCUAAAAGGUGAUAGCAAUGUCUGAGUACUUUUUAAAAAAGCAGUAAAUUUAUGCAUGUGUGUGUUUUUUCUUUGUGGGUUAUGGAACUGUAUUUCAGUAUAAAUAACCUUAGAAGUGUGGUAAAAGUGAUAUAAGUGUGAAAUUUGACUUUUAAAAUGACAGAUAUUCUGCCUCCAGGAAGAUUAUCACUUCAUGUGGGUGUAAAAUGGCCACACCUUAUACGCUGUUUUGUGUGAUAGUGUCUGGAUAACAAUAUCGAAGUGAAGAGAAAUCGGAGUACAACAUCAGGGUUACCCCACAGUUUUCCCGGGUUCGUGUUUCCUUACAUUGACCAGGAUUACCCAAGUUGUACUCGAGAGGAUAAGAUUCAUUCUAAAUCAAGUACAACAGAUUUUAUUCAUUCUAAGUGUGAGCUACCUAUGGGAACCAAGACUAAGCUUUGGAUUAAAAUGCUGAGUGUCCAAAGUUUAAAAAAUUAAAUUUAAAAAGUGUAUUAAAUAUAUACUGUAAUGUUGAUUUAUAAUUUUUGUGAUAUUUUUUCUUAAUAUUUAUGGUACACUAUGCAACAUUUUUGAACAUACAUUGUAUACUGUAUAGAGUGUUCAAGUACACAAAAUUUGCAUAAUAACGAAACUUAUUGUGGUUAAUUGUUAUAAAAAUCAUUCCUUUUUAUCAUCCUUCUAUUAAGUUCUAUAAAAGUUAUUUUUAAGGUGUGAUUUUCCAAAAGAAAUUAAUUGUCUCCCAUGCUUCCACAAAAGUGAUGAAUAUAAUUUGGGUUUGUCCAUUCUUCCAUCUGUGUGUGUCAUACACUAGUAUGAAGUCAUAUGGAAGACAUCUCAGAUUUUUGAGAUAAAAUUUUCUAAGAUAA